AUGCCACAACUCGACCCAGCCCCAUGAUUCUUCAUUCUAUUCUCUGCCUGAAUGGUAUUUAUUCUGAUCUCCCCCCUAAAAACCUCUAACUACAUCCACCUAAAUGACCCAUCCCCCAAACCGUUCAAAGGUCUUAAUAAACCAUGACACUGACCAUGACCAUAA
Molecule: messenger RNA, 165 nt
Organism: Bufo gargarizans (Asiatic toad)
Lineage: Eukaryota; Metazoa; Chordata; Amphibia; Anura; Bufonidae
Source: the annotation of a RefSeq genome assembly